AUGGAUAAACAGCCUCUGUCUUUGGGAGAUUAUGAGAUUGAAGGUGGAGACUACGAGAUCAUGAUGGGUGUGUUGGUGACAAGACGGCUUUUGGAAUUGAAAAGUUUCCUGGUUCGCCUGAAGACUAUCGGCUCUCUCACCCGACGGGCACACCAGCAAGCACGAAUGGCGCGCAUUGAUCAACAUAUUCAGGAUUUAUUUCGAAAACUCACCUCCGUCUGUCCUCUUGUCACAGAGAUUGCUGGUCGAUCGGAGAAAGAGUGA
Penicillium waksmanii is the source of this 264-nucleotide messenger RNA. RefSeq lists its product as uncharacterized. The record is from RefSeq and is a predicted model, not a curated record. Bases 1 to 264 code for a protein of 87 amino acids. NCBI's taxonomy places the organism in Eukaryota, Fungi, Ascomycota, Eurotiomycetes, Eurotiales, Aspergillaceae. The transcript has a single exon.